Molecule: messenger RNA, 1698 nt
Organism: Arachis stenosperma
Lineage: Eukaryota; Viridiplantae; Streptophyta; Magnoliopsida; Fabales; Fabaceae
Exons: 4
Coding region: 1-1698 (565 amino acids)
Source: RefSeq, a predicted model, not a curated record
AUGCUGGAGAACCCACAACUACAUGAAACAUUGGUUUUUAAGUUACAACAGUUGCUACACCGGUAUAAUCCUUUUCUCCAUGUGUUUCGCCAGCUUGCACAAUGGUCAGAUGACAUGAGUGUAGUUUGGUCAUUAGAGAGCGACCUGCUAAUCAGCCACAAUAUAGUCUUCCAACUGCGUCGCAGAUGGGAUAUCAAUACCCGAAGUCAAAGUGGCGACAAAGUAUCAUGCCGAACAUAUAAUAGCUAUAUGCUCCAGAUCCGCCCCGAUGAUCAUUCCACCGUAUUGCAAGCAGGGCGACUACUACAACAAUAUGUUGUUGAUAACUAUGUGAAAAUUGAAACCGGAAAGUUAAGAUGGGUUCGAACUAGACAGAAGAAAUUACGGGCUGAAUUAUACCAAGGCUUACAAGAUGCUUUGCACACAGGAGAAACCAAUGCAGAAAAUGUUGGAAGAAAAAGAACAAUAUUACCAUCGUCGUUCAUUGGUAGCCGUCACGACAUGACCCAACGAUAUGAAGAUGGAAUGGCGAUUAUUCUUAAAGAGGGCAAGCCAGAUAUUUUUCUCACAAUGACAUGCAAUCCAUCUUGGACUGAAAUAACUUCAGAACUCAACCCAGUUCAAACUCCACAAGAUCGUCCAGAUCUAACAACAAGAAUUUUUCAAGCCAAAAUUGAACAGCUGAAAGAGGAUGUAAUUACUAAGGGUGUCUUGGGAAAGGUAAAAAGAUAUAUUUAUGUCACUGAGUUUCAAAAAAGAGGGUUGCCACAUGUACAUAUGUUGCUAAUCUUAGAAAAUAAUGACAAGUUAAUUGACCCGGAGCAUUAUAAUAGUUUGGUACGUGCAGAGAUACCAUCUAAAGUAGUAGAACCACACCUACAUUAUGCAGUGCUAAAACAUAUGAUUCAUGAUCCUUGCGGAACACUUGAUCAAUCUUUGCCCUGUAUGAAAAAUGGCCAAUGUAAACGCAACUACUCAAAAAAGUUCGCAGCAGAAACACGAAGAGGUGACGACUCAUAUCCGCAAUAUAGGCGACGAUUCGACACUCCAGUACCGAAUAACCAAAAUUUCACAGUUGACAAUAGAUGGGUAAUUCCGUACAACCCUUGGCUACUACUAAAGUAUGAUUGCCAUAUUAAUGUUGAGAUAUGUAGUAGCAUAAAGAGUAUAAAGUAUCUCUACAAAUAUUGCUACAAGGUCCAGACCGGGUUGCAAUGGAAGUUCACAAUGGUUCUAAUGUUGACGAGAUCCAACAGUUUGUUGAUGCAAAAUGGAUCGCUGCUCCAGAGGCAUGUUGGAGAAUAUUUAAAUUUAACCUUUUACCGAAUGUAUCCAUCAGUGGAAAGGUUACAAAUUCAUUUGCCAAAUCAACAUCAAGUGAGCUUCUAUGAUCACCAAAUCAUUCCUGAAAUACUUAAUGAUGAUUAUUUCUCUAGAACAAUACUCACUGAGUUCUUUGCCCUAAAUCGUGAGGAGGACCAACAAUCUAGGCAUCUUCUGUACAGGAAAAUUCCAGAGUAUUACACUUGGCACAACAAGAAAAAGGAAUGGCGUCGGCGCAAGACACAGAGAAGAUCCAUCGGUCGAAUUUAUACUGUAUCACCUUCAGAAGGAGAAAAAUUCUAUUUGCGUAUUCUGUUAUCUAAUGUCAGAGGACCAAUCAGUUGGGAUGACUUGCUAAUAGUGAAUGGGGUCUAA